This is a messenger RNA of Sander lucioperca (pikeperch), 4518 nucleotides long. RefSeq names its product glutamate receptor, ionotropic, delta 1b (gene grid1b). Lineage: Eukaryota; Metazoa; Chordata; Actinopteri; Perciformes; Percidae. Gene Ontology annotation, biological process: monoatomic ion transport; modulation of chemical synaptic transmission; synaptic transmission, glutamatergic. Gene Ontology annotation, molecular function: transmitter-gated monoatomic ion channel activity involved in regulation of postsynaptic membrane potential; glutamate-gated receptor activity. The transcript is spliced from 18 exons. Gene Ontology annotation, cellular component: plasma membrane; postsynaptic membrane. The record is from RefSeq and is a predicted model, not a curated record. Bases 457 to 3678 code for a protein of 1073 amino acids.
AGAGAGAGUCCAUCCUCCUCCGCAGUUUGCAGUGUGUUAUGUCUCAGACUCGGAGGUAGAGAGUCGAAGCUGCUCGUCUGGCGGAUCUCAACCUCUGAAACAAACCCCCGGUGUCUUCUCUGGACCGUCCCCGUAUCCCUCCUCACUCACCCGGGUUUUGUUUCUCUCCGGACCCCUGGAAGCAUCUAUUUAUUUCUUUUUUUUCUACCCUUCUUCUUCCUCUCGACUCCGGCCAACAGUUUGGUCUUUGGGAUUUGCUUUUUUUAUUACUGUUCGGUGGUGGUUUCACUCAACACAGUUCCCUGCCGCCGCCGCCGCCGCCGCCGCUGCUGCUGUUGCUGCUGCUGCCGCCGCUUUUACGCACCGACGCUUAUUUUGGAUUUGCUCAUCACUGGUGAAAAUCACCUAAAUCAGCGAGGUGGAUCCGUGGAUGCGCCUUUUUGGCUCAAACUGGAGAUGGAAAUGCUGAUAUUGUUAUUUCAAUCCCUGUGGAUAUUGCAAUGCAACACAGUGAGCGCCGACUCCAUCAUUCACAUUGGUGCAAUAUUUGAGGAGAACGCCGUGCGGGACGAUGAGGUUUUCCAGCUCGCCGUGUCUGACCUCAGUCUGAGCGAUGACGUCCUGCAGAGCGAGAAGAUCACUCACUCUAUUAAACUCAUCGAGCCCAACAACCCGUUCCAGGCGGUGCAGGAAGCCUGCGAGCUGAUGAACCAGGGCAUACUGGCGUUGGUUACCUCAACGGGCUGCGCGUCCGCCAGCGCGCUGCAGUCCCUGACGGACGCCAUGCACAUCCCUCACCUGUACAUCCAGAGGAACAGCGAGGGGUCACCGCGCACCGCCUGCCAUUUCAACCCGAGCCCUGGGGGGCAGCGCUACACCCUGUCCGCCCGGCCGCCCGUCCGCCUCAACGACGUCAUGCUGACUCUGGUGGAGGAGCUGCGCUGGCAGAAGUUCAUCAUCUUUUACGACAUUGAGUACGACAUCCGCGGGCUGCAGGGCUUCCUGGACCAGACGUCCCGGCAGGGCGUGGACGUGGCCUUGCAGCGGGUGGACAGGAACAUCAGUAAAGUCUUCACCAACCUGUUCACCACCAUGAGAACGGAGGAGCUAAACCGCUACAGAGACACGCUACGCAGAGCCAUCCUGCUGCUCAGCCCCCACGGAGCUCACACCUUCAUCCAGCAGGCGGUGGAAACAAACCUGGCCUCCAAAGACAGUCACUGGGUGUUUGUGAAUGAGGAAAUCAGCGACACAGAGAUCCUGGAGCUUACCCACAGUGCACUGGGGCGCAUGACGGUGAUCCGGCAGAUCUUCCCCCUGUGGAGGGACAGCAGCACGCGCUGUAUGAGACACAACCACCGGAUCUCGUCUCUGCUGUGCGACCCUCAGGAAGGCUACCUGCAGAACCUGGAGGUGUCUAACCUCUACCUGUACGACAGUGUGCUGAUGCUGGCCAACGCCUUCUACAGGAAGUUGGAGGACAGGAAGUGGCACAGUAUGGCCAGCCUCAACUGCAUCAGGAAGUCCACCAAGCCGUGGAACGGAGGCUGGUCCAUGCUAGAGACCAUCCAGAAGGGCAACAUCACAGGUCUGACAGGUACGAUGGAUUUUAAGGACGGCGGCUCCAACUCUCACGUCCAGUUUGAGAUUCUCGGCUCCAGCUUCAGCGAGACCUUCGGCAAGGACAUCAAGAGGCUGGCUACGUGGGACUCUGUUCACGGCCUGAACGGCAGUCUGAAGGAGAGUCGCAUAGAGAACGGCAUGCAGGGGGUGACGGUCAAAGUGGUCACUUUACUGGAGGAUCCUUUCGUCAUGGUGGCAGAGAACAUCUUGGGGCAGCCAAAGAGAUAUAAAGGAUUCUCCAUCGACGUCCUGGACGCCCUCGCCAAAAUCCUGGGCUUCAAAUAUGAGAUCUACCAGGUGGCAGACAGUAAAUACGGAUCUCAACUUCCCAACGGCUCGUGGAACGGCAUGAUUGGGGAUCUCAUCAACAAGAGAGCCGACCUGGCGGUGUCGGCCAUCACCAUCACACCGGAGCGGGAGAACGUGGUCGACUUCAGCAAGCGCUACCUGGACUACAGCGUUGGCAUCCUGCUGCGAAAACCCGAAGAAAAGAUCAACAUCUUCUCUCUGUUCGCGCCCUUCGACCUGGCCGUUUGGGCCUGUAUCGCCGCGGCCAUUCCCGUGGUCGGAGUGCUCAUCUUCCUGCUCAACAGGCUGCAGGCGCUGCGCUCCUCCGCUACCCAGAAUGCACCGCCAGGACAGCCCUCCAAUGGCGGCGUGGGCUCGGGCUCUCUGAACAGCGCCAUCUGGAUUGUUUACGGAGCGUUCGUGCAUCAAGGCGGGGACGGUGCGAUCGGCUCGAUAGCUCUGAGGAUCGUCAUGGGCAGCUGGUGGCUCUUCACGCUCAUCGUGUGCUCGUCGUACACCGCCAACCUGGCAGCUUACCUCACCGUGUCACGCAUGGACCACGCUAUACGGUCGUACCAGGACUUGGCUCGGCAGAUAGACGUGGACUACGGCACGGUGAGGGACUCGGCGGUCUACGACUACUUCAGGAACAAAGGCACAAACCCCCUAGAGCAGGACAGCACCUACGCAGAGCUGUGGAGGACGGUCAGCAAGAACAAUGGCAUGGACUACUCCGUGUCCAGCCCGUCUGAGGGCAUACGCAAGGCGAAGAAGAGUCCCUACGCCUUCCUGUGGGACAUGGCGGUGCUGGAGUACGCCGCGCUGACGGACGACGACUGCACCAUCACCGUGUCGGGCAGCAGCAUGAGCAGCAAAGGCUACGGCAUCGCCAUGCAGCACGGCAGCCCCUACAGAGACCUCUUCUCCCAGAAGAUCCUGGAGCUUCAGGAGAAAGGUGACCUGGACGUCAUGAAGCAAAAGUGGUGGCCUCGCACCGGCCGCUGCGACCUCAACAGUCACGCCAGCACCCCCACCGACGGCCGCUCCCUCAAGCUGCACAGCUUCGCUGGCGUCUUCUGCAUCCUGGCCGCCGGCCUACUGCUGGCCUGCCUGGUGGCCGGGCUGGAGGCUUGGUGGAACAGCAACCGCUGCCGCCAGGAGCAGCCCAAAGAGGUUACUAAGGAUUACAGACUGGCAAGGGUUUCUGGUCCAUUGACAUAUAAUGACAUUACAACUGCUUCAUCGGAGGGGAGGAGGGACAUUUGGACAGACAGAGAGAGAGGCUGGGAUGAAGCAGAAGCUAUUGAUACAGGACAAGGAGGUGAAUCUGGAACAGGUGCAUCGUCGUAUGAACAGUCUUUUGGACGAGGACUUGGCGCACAAGCAGAUCCCCGGCCCCUCUAUCGAGAUCUCUGCGCUGGACAUCGGCAGCAUGCAGCCCAGCCAGGCCUCUCAGAUGCCGGGGCCGGAGUCCGUGCGGGACUACCCGCACUCGGGCCUCGCUGUGACCACCUUCCUCCCCGGGGAGGGGGGGCCACCUCCUCCUCUUCCCCACCCUCACCAUGGGGGGACCCUAGGCAGGACACUUCCUCUGUCCCAGGGCCCUGGCAGCAACACAUUGCCCCUGCACCACCAGCUCAGCAGCGGCACCAUGCAGUGCAAACACAGGGCACCCAACGGGGGGCUCUUCCGGCAGAGCCCUGGCAAGACACCCAUGCCAAUGUCCUACCAGGCAGUCUCCGCAGGACCCAUACCCGAAGCCAUUGAGGCCACCCACAGUACAUCCAUUUAGGGAUAGAAAAGGGGACGUGGGGGCGGGACAGGGAGGGGUCAAACUGCAUCGACGAUAAGUUUCUGUCCGGACUUUGGUUUGGUUUCGGAUGUGAGGGGGGUUGGGGAUCUGUAGAGGAAAAUUAUUAUAGAAGACAAAAAAACAUAAAUGUACAAAGUGAAAAGAUUUUGUAUCUCACUACCUGUUCAGAAAAGCCGAUGUGACGGGAAGAAAAAAAUAGCAGGAGGGGUUGGCAGGUGUAAUUUUUCUCUUGUACAUAUCUGUAAAUACCAAGAGAACGAAGUAAGGUUAAAGUGUAUUUUGAAUAUUCUCAAUUUUUUGAAGUUGAGUUAUAAAAAACCAACAAAACAAGAUAAAAAAAAAAAAAAAACCUAAAAAUAUAUAUAUACAUUGAUGAAAAAGUUAUGACUGUUUGAAUGGCUUUGUAAAUUUUGUUCGAUAUAAAACAAUGACGCGAAAUUCAUUGUGAUUGUUUUCUAAGUGCCGAAAAUUAAACGAUGUCUCUCCACAACUCAUCGAUGUAAACGACUACCCAUGAUGCACCGCUGUAGGGGACAUUUUAGUGUUGGAGACCUACUGUUAUGCACCUCUGUACCAACCCGAUAUAUAUCUUCAGCAUCGGACGGAAAUGAUCACAAUUUCUUCUUUUGUUUUUCAUUUGUAUUAAAAUUAAAUAUAUAAUAUACAUUGUUUUUUUCAAAUGAAAAGUCUACAUUCAUUUUCUUACGUUGACUGUAAAUGAUCUAUUGUUCAAAAAUUGGGGAGUGUGGGGGGGGGGUCAUAUUUUACACACAGCUGAGUGGUUUGUUUUUAUA